Messenger RNA from Babesia ovata, 1383 nucleotides. Its product is annotated as NPL P60 family secreted protein, putative. NCBI's taxonomy places the organism in Eukaryota, Apicomplexa, Aconoidasida, Piroplasmida, Babesiidae. The transcript is spliced from 2 exons. The record is from RefSeq and is a predicted model, not a curated record. The coding region runs from base 1 to 1383 and encodes 460 amino acids.
AUGGCGAUUUCCCAUAACCCAGGUGAAAAUGGCGCAACUGAGGCCAUCUCACAUGGGAGCUCAACGGCGCCUCGUGGGUGCGGUUUCAUCCUCAGCAGUGGUAGCUGGCUCGUUCUCAAUGCUAGUCUCAGCAGCUUGGCCCUCAGUCACUGCCUGAGUCUCCUGCUGGGGGUGGUUCCAGGCGCUCGGGCGAUUGGGGUCCACGCGAUAGGCCCAGCGCUGGUACAGGUAGCAGAAGAAGAUGAUGUCGUCACGGAAGCACGACAGCCGGUGCAUCCACGGCAUCUCGAUCAAGAACGACGCCACGUCAUCCACGAAAGUGUUCAGCGAUUUGUAGAUCAGAGCGCGCCACGGGAGGUGGUCCACCGACUUCAGCUUGUAGUUGAUGUAAAUUUGAGGAGUCAUCAUGAUGAAACCGAAGGUGUAGACGGAACCCGCAGCAACCGAAAUGAAGUAAGAGUACCACGACUUGUACUUUUCGUAGAACAACGAGUAGAUCGCGUACGCCACCACGCACGGAAGCAUCACCAUGCUCAUGUACUUGAUGGCCUGCUCGUCGUACUUCUUGGUGUUGGACUCGACGUAGUUCUGCACACCAUUUACAAAAUACACAUCGACACUAACGUUUGCAUUGCCGAGCUCGACGAAGGGGAACUGGCGCUUCAUCUUGAUCUUAAUCGCCUUGGACACCUUCCAGGCAGAAGCAGCCACGCCGAUACCCAUCUCGAACAAUAUCAGCCACGACACGUUCUCGCUGUCGAACACGUACAGCGCAACGAUAACGUCGCAGACGAAGCUGAUCACCACCGAGAGCGCCGAGAGGCCCUCCAUGGAGUCGUUCUUGUGCCAGAACUGGAUGUCGUUCUUCAAAGCGAAGAACGAGAAGACGCUGUGCAGCAAAAUGAACGCGCCGGAGAAGAUCAACAUGUAGAUGUUGGUCGUCAUCAGCGUGCGCUUGAACAUCUCGAACUCCUUCGCGGACUGGUUGCCCAGGAUUCCGCCGGUCUCAACGUUGGCCUUGAACUGCGUCGUCAUGAGGAAGUACAGCAGAGGGUCGUACACUCCCUCCGCAGGGUGCAUUUCGUAAUUCUGGAAGUAAAUGUCACCGGGACGGCUUACGUAAGGCGCCUUCUCGUACACCAGGUUCACGUCGAGGCGAGGAAUCCAGUGCUUGCACAGCUCCUCUUCCUCCUCAGCCGCCGAUUCGGCGUCGGAGCCGACGAGGCUCACCUCCUUGCUGCGCUUCACAGGGCGCACAGUGGUGAGUGGGAGCGAUCUUACGAUCACAUGCCCAUCGAAGCCCUCUUUGAAGGUGGAAAGGUGGAGCGCCGAGCCGCGUGUUGCGUACGACUUGUGCGGGACCAAAAAGACGAUGGCGUGUAA